AUGAAGAAGGACACCAAGGGUGCGUACAAAGGCCGCCCCGUAAAGAAGAAGAAAAGUGUGAUUUCGCAGUCUCGUCGUGUCUUCUAUCGAUUACGUGGAAAGGAGACUGGAGAAGACGAGAUUCUGCCUGACGCAUGGGCUGGAGAGAUUGAUUUCCUCAGCGACGAUUGUACCAAGUGCUCUGGUGUUGCAUAUGACCUCCCCUACGUUGAUAGUAGCGUUGAGUUCACCGGCUAG
This is a messenger RNA of Fusarium subglutinans, 237 nucleotides long. RefSeq lists its product as uncharacterized. The record is from RefSeq and is a predicted model, not a curated record. The transcript has a single exon. Bases 1 to 237 code for a protein of 78 amino acids. NCBI's taxonomy places the organism in Eukaryota, Fungi, Ascomycota, Sordariomycetes, Hypocreales, Nectriaceae.